This is a messenger RNA of Ectocarpus sp. CCAP 1310/34, 3204 nucleotides long. NCBI's taxonomy places the organism in Eukaryota, Phaeophyceae, Ectocarpales, Ectocarpaceae. The record is from the annotation of a GenBank genome assembly.
AUGCCUGCGCUGAUUGGAGAGUAUCUGGUAUCGUUCAAACCCGAAGUGGGUGUGCUUUCGUCCCCAGAUGCGUUCGUUUCCAAUGGUCUCCAGCGUAUUCCCCUUGCAGGUUAUGCCCAGCUCGAGCCGGGAGACGUUAUUGGAGUGUCUGCCGCGCUGCUACUACGGGUACCGGUGGAAACCCUGCAGGCGGCACCAUCUUCGAUUCCUACUGGCCCCAAAACAUCUACAUCACCACCUCGGGUCAACGCCGUUGGCCCCAAGCCCGGGACUCACCGCUCUCCGGACCCAGCCUCCGCCCCGCCUCCUCCGAAGCCGCCUCCACAAGAACUACUCGACCGCUUCUCUGAGGCACAUCGCCCCAGCUUCAUGCGCUUCUGGGCUAGGCUGCCCGCACACAUGCACGACAUCGCUUUCGAUCUACACAAUCCAGCAUGGACACCGGAGGCUAUUGAUCGUUUGGCCGACGCCCUUGUGGAGUAUUCUGACGUGUUCUCUACUUCGAAAACCGAUUUUGGUUCCUGCACCAUCAUGCCGUUCACGCUUUCUGUCCCAGCAGGGACGAAGCCCGUUGCAUCACGCCCGUAUCGUAUCAACCCGUUGAUGCAAAAGAAAGUGGAUGCCGUUUUGGACCAGUAUUUGGCGGCAGGGCUCAUUCAACAUUCCACAUUUCCUUGGGCUUCUCCUUUAGUUGUCAUCCCCAAGGAGGACGGAUCUGUUCGCAUCACCGUCAACUACAAACGUCUCAACGCUCUGGUGGAUUUGGAUGGACAACCUCUCCCUCGAGUGGACGGUAUCUUGGAUUCUCUGUACACCGGGAAAGUGUUCUCCAUCUUCGACCUCAACUCGGCUUUCCACCAGAUCGUUUGUGAUGAAGACGCUGUCCCGCUCACCGCCUUUUGCACUCCCACGCAGUUGUUCGAAUGGCUUCGGAUGCCGCAGGGCGCCAACGCAAGUCCGUCUUGGUUCGUCAAGGUCAUCAACAGAGUGGUGCACGGUCUGGAGCGUGUGCUUGCUUAUCUGGACGAUGUCAUCUGUUUCGAUGAGGAACCUCUGGGACACGUGCUAAACUUGAUCGAGUUCUUCAAACGACUGCGACAGUACAACCUCAAACUGUCUCCAGGGAAGGGUCGCGUCGGCGCCACGCACGCCAACUUUCUCGGUCACACCAUCUCUCUGGCCGGUGUUAGCCCUGAUGGCGUCAAGGUUAGGGCGCUCACGCACAUGCCGCCGCCGACGAAUGUUAAGCAGCUUCGGAGCCUUCUCGGUGGACUCAGUUACUACCGGAAAUUCCUCAAGAAUCUCGCCACCAAGGUGCGGCCUCUCAACUCUCUUCUCAAACAAGGCGUCCCCUUCAAGUACACCCCGGGCAUGGUCAAGGUUGUCAAAACGUUCCGUCCUCUUCGUUUGUGUUGCGACGCGUGUAUCGACGGUUUUGGCGCCGCCUUGGAACAAGAACAGCUCGAUAGCUCGGUGAGACCCAUCGUGUACAUCAGCCGCGCUACUCGUCGUGCGGAGCGCAACUGGACCGUUUUGGAUCUGGAGGCUGGUGGCAUUGUUUGGGCCAUCAAACGCCUUCGCGGUUAUCUGUGGUCGACCAAGUUCAUCAUCUAUUCGGACCACAAAGCCUUGGAGAGCAUUGGCAAGGUUGGGGAACACAACGCUAGGGUGCAACGAUGGCUCGAAUUCCUGUCCAACUUCACCUACACCCUGAAAUAUCGGAAAGGUUCGGCAAACGGCAACGCGGAUUUUCUUUCGCGGUUGCCUUUACCAGCACAAGACACGGACAAAACCGGCCCCGACUGCAUUGAUGGUGUCGAUCAAGCGGGUGUUUUCCUCAUUUGGGCUUGCGGGCGCAACUAUCACUCGUCGUCUACACCGGAGGGGCCUGGUACGGUCGUCGGCGUCGACUUCUUCGGACCUCUGCCAGUGACUGCCAAGGGCAACUCCUACAUUUUGUUGUUCACAGACCGUUUCAGUCGGAGAGCCGACAUGUUCGCAGUUACAGCGGCGGAAUUUACGGCGAGAGGGACGGCUCACAUCUUCGUCAACCAAUACAUGACCACGUGGGGAUGUCCGACUACGUUAUUGUCGGACAACGGACUGCAUUUCUGCUCGAAGCUCUCCAUGGCGAUCUACGAGGUGAUGAAGAUCAAGAAGGUCACCACCAGCUCCUACCACCCACAGACCAACGGCGGCACUGAACGCGUCAACCACACGAUGGCCCAGAUGCUUGCGGUGGUCGUCAACGAACAGCAAAACGAUUGGGACAUACAUCUCCCGCACGUUGAGUUUGCCUACAACAAUUCCGUGAACCAGUCUACUGGAUUAGCGCCAAACGAGAUCCACAUCGGACGCAUCCCGCGACUCCCGCUUUCGGUCUUCGAUCGUCCCACGGUAGGUGGUCAUCAAAGCUUGGCCCGCGAUCAACUCGAGUAUUGCAACCUGGCUGUCGAUCGCCAGCGCCGGGCCUACGAACUUGUCCGUGAGUACAACGCGCUGAAGAUUUCGCGAGUCGAACGCCGAAAUUCAUCCCUGCUGGACGCCAUCCACAAGCUCCCUCAGUUUCCCGUUGGCGGGUGGGCUUGGGUGUACAACACGGCUGCUACAAUUCGACAGGGUGUGCGGAAGGACACGGACCAACAGGUGCUCAAGGCCAAAUUCGCACUUUCCUGGACGGGACCUUACAAAGUUCUUGCGGUGGGUCCCACCUCUGCCGACGCCACUCCGGACGGCCGCCCGUUGGCGCAUAAACUCCUCUACCUGGACCUGCCUUCCGAUCUUUCCGGCCCGGCAGCUCGUUGUCGCGUAUCUGUCCUUCGUUGCAAGCCCUGUCGCAAUCCGUACGAGACGGACGACUUGCCGCAAUCUCUGCCCGCCGAGCUUUCGCGUUAUGUUCUGCACUCUUUCGGAGAUAAAUGUCCACCUUUCCACGUCACCGCGGAUGAUGUGUCGGUGCCUGUCGGGCGCCUCGAGGUCGACUACAUCUCGGGACAUCAACUGGUGCGGGGCCGUAGCGGCGUUCUCGCUGUCCUGUACCAGACGCAUUGGGUAGGCCUGACUACUCCUUCAUGGGAACGGGAAUCCGACCUUGAUCUAUUCCGUCGACACAUCCUCUUGUACUGGUCCCGGGAGGCCUGCCAAAGCAACCGGGCGGGAGCUAGCCCGGAAUCGUGGAGAACGCUAUUUGCCUCCUGGGGCUGA